AUGGAAACAGAUUUGCAUAGAGUGAUUUAUUCGAAGUAAGAAUUAACAGAUGAGCACAUUUAAUAUUUUCUAUAUUAAGCUUUGAGAGGACGUGUUGUACAUUCACUCGGCCAACAUCAUCCACAGAGAUCUCAAACCAAGCAAUCUAUUUGCGAUUUUGGCUUGGCUCGUGGUUAUGAAGACGAGAGUGAAUUUAAAACUGAAUAUGUAGUCACUCGUUGGUAUAGAGCACCAGAAGUCAUCUUGAAUGCUUCUGAAUACAACAAAUCAGUGGAUAUCUACGCCUUGGGGUGCAUAAUGGCAGAACUACUGGGUAGACAACCACUCUUCCCUGGCGAGGACUAUCUAGAUCAGGUGUAGAGAAUCAUACAAAUGUUCGAUUCAUUGGAAAUAAGAAAUGCCCUCACUUACUUGAAGAGUUUGCCCAAGAAACCUAAACAACAAUGGAAGAACUUGUAUCCUCAUGCCCAACCUUUGGCCUUGGACCUACUGGAUAAGAUGGUCACUUUCAAUCCAGACAAGCGAUUGACAGUUCAGGAGUGUCUGGCACACCCUUAUUUUGAAGGACUACAUAAUCCAGAGGAAGAACCUAUUUGCGAAUGCACCUUCGAUUGGGGAUGGGAUAGUUUCAAACCUACCGAAGCUAUACUAAAGUAAAUGGUAUAUGAGGAAUCAUUGUCAUUUCAUCCACUUAAGUGAUUUAUUUUAAUUAAUAUAACAUGGAUCUGAGUUCCUAACUAAA
Molecule: messenger RNA, 742 nt
Organism: Paramecium tetraurelia
Lineage: Eukaryota; Ciliophora; Oligohymenophorea; Peniculida; Parameciidae
Exons: 4
Biological process (GO): intracellular signal transduction; protein phosphorylation
Cellular component (GO): nucleus; cytoplasm
Molecular function (GO): ATP binding; protein serine/threonine kinase activity
Source: RefSeq, a predicted model, not a curated record